AUCGAAAUGAAAUUAGAUGUUUGACACGUCGAACAACGUCAAAGAUUUAUAUGUAGUAGUAUGUGUGCUUUUACGGUCAAGUUAUCAUAAAUUUAAUAACUUUAUCAUUAUCGUUAAAAGCGGUAAGAUUGUUCGAUGAUAAAUUCUUAAAAUGCUCUUAAUAGGUUAUCAAAAAGUAUCACUUGUUACAAUGUCGUAGUAGAUAUUUAAAUUUUAAAUAUUGAUAGAGGUUAGAUUUGCAGCUGUCGUGCGAUGUGAAAUUUUUGAGGUCUAAUAAAUAAAAAGAAAACAAAAUUUAUUUCGAGAUGUCGAAAUUUAGGAUGCUUCCGCGUACAUCGCGGAUCGUAGCACUUUGUUCUGCUGCGAAUUUUAUAAAUGCAGCGGAUCGAGUUAUUAUGCCGAUAGCCAUAGUUCUUAUGACAGAUGAAUUUAAAUGGAAUCUCCAUUGGCAAGGAUGGAUAUUAUCCGCAUUUGCAUUUGGCUAUUUUACUAGUCAGAUUAUUGGUGCAAGUAUAGCAAGUCGUUUUGGCUGUAAAACAGUACUAAUGUUGGCCGUUUUAUUAUGGUCUAUAAGUACCGUUGUAACACCUCUUUUGGCACAAUCUGUUCCGUUACUUAUAAUCUGCAGAGUGAUUCUAGGCCUUGGCGAAGGAUUAGGCUUGCCAGUGAUAUUUCAUUUAUUUGCGCACAGUGUUCCAAUAGAAGAAAGAUCAAGAGCAUUUGGUUAUCUUGUGGCUGCUGGUUCUGUUGGUCAAGUUGUUGCAUCGGUUAUAUGUCCUAAUUUGUCCUGGCAAAGCGGAUUUUAUUUAUUUGGUAGUAUUGGAAUUAUUUGGACUUUGCUGUGGCUAGUAUUAUAUCAAGAAACCAAUUCUCAGGAUGAAAUUCCUCUCUUUGUACCAAAGGUAACACAAAAUAGAAGUUUACGUUGGACUGAAUUCAUUACGCAUUGGCCUUUAUGGGCUUUGUAUAUAGCACAUUUUGCAAUGAAUUGGAGUAAUUAUAUAAUUAUGCAAUGGUUACCCACUUACUUGGCGAGAAAUAUAUCUGCUAAUAAAGAAAGUAUUAGUUUAACAGCACUUCCAUACAUCGUCAAUUCUCUUGUUGGUAUUGUUGCAGGAUAUAGCGCUGAUAAUCUUAUACAAAAAAGAUGGUCCGUCUUGUCUGUAAGAAGACUGAUGACAAAUAUAGGAUUAAUAGGGCCAGGAGCAUUUUUAUUAGCAUUUUGUGCAGUUGAUAAUUUACUUGCCGCAGUAAUUUUUAUUUCUAUAUCAAUGGGACUUUGUGCAUGCAAUUCUUCUGGGCAUCUCAGUAAUCACGCAGACAUAGCACCAAAUCACGCAGGAAUUACUUUCGCUGUUUCAAAUACGAUCGCAACUAUUCCUGGUAUUUUGUGUGGUCCAUUAACGGCUGAAUUAGUAACGGCUUCUCAUGGUCGAUGGAUGCCAGUAUUUGUUUUAGCUGCAGCAAUUAAUUUCACAGGGGCUAUAAUAUACCAAAGUCAUAGCUCAGCACUUCCAGUAUUGUGAUAUGAUUCAUUGUCAAAGGACGAACUAUCAAUUGUUCCAGAAAAAGGAUAGCAUAUUUGUUUAUUUGAAAGUGUAUAUUUACAUCGAGACUGUGGUAUAUAGAUAAUACACAACAAUAUAGUUUUGGAAUCUUAGUAUAUAGAUCCAACAUGGUAUACACUUAUAUUACAUAGAAACCAUUGAAAAACAUAUCAAGAUAUCAGAAAUAUAUUUUAAGAGACUCGUAAUAGAAGAUAUACGUUCGAUGCAGUUUAGUGCAAAGUGAUGA
Messenger RNA from Vespa velutina, 1794 nucleotides. RefSeq names its product sodium-dependent phosphate transport protein 1, chloroplastic-like. The coding region runs from base 306 to 1526 and encodes 406 amino acids. The record is from RefSeq and is a predicted model, not a curated record. Gene Ontology annotation, biological process: transmembrane transport; monoatomic anion transport. Gene Ontology annotation, molecular function: transmembrane transporter activity. The transcript is spliced from 8 exons. Lineage: Eukaryota; Metazoa; Arthropoda; Insecta; Hymenoptera; Vespidae.